AUGGCGUACUUCAGUCCCCAAUUCUCUUCCUCUCCCGUCCUUACCAUGUCUCCUCAACCUGCCCACCAGUCUCUGGGCAUGGCAAGCUUCGGACACCAUCACCACACUCCACCUCGAUUUGCCCCAAUUCCCAGCCAAUUUGCGGCAUAUCAGCCAGUCCGAUCUGCUGGAUCCGGCAAAAAGCGUUCCCGGGAAGAGGCUUCCGACAACCUCGAGCCUGAUGUCAAGUCCCUGCCAGUCGAAGAGCCUGAAGAGGAAUGGGUCUACGGCCCCGGCAUGACCCUCAUCAAGCCUAGCUCCCGCUACGUCACAGACGCGGGCACUCAGUCUGGCACCUGGGUUGAGGAGAAGAAGGCUGCCGAAGAUGCUGCCAUCAAGGAGGCUCGUUCUCUGAUCAGAAACCCCAAGUUGCAGCGCGUCUCCCGUGCCCAGCUAGCCGGUCCUACAGCCAGCGCCAAGUCCCCCAGCAAGAUCGACCUGAAGACUCCUUCCAAUGAGGGACCUACCAUCGACAACUUCACACUACACCUUGGCAUCGGCUGGCGCAGGAUCAGCGACGACGAGCACAUCCAAGCAGCUGCUCGUGGCUGGGCGCGUUUCAUCGAGAACCACUUCCCCGUCUCCAACGCCCGCAUUCUCCUUGAGAGCAACGGCCUCCAGUCCUACCUCGUGGAGGCCAAUGAAGGCUUCUUCCUCUUUGCCGAAAACCUCCGCCAGGGCCAACUCGUCAGCCAAACUGCUGAGGGCGCACUCCAAAAUCUUCAGUGCUCGCCACCCCGAUUCGACGGGAUGGAGACUCUUUCAGCAGCUGAAUCUCCUCGACCAGUCAGCGCCAGCCCUGAGCCUGACAUGGACAUGAAAAUGGACUAG
Fusarium keratoplasticum is the source of this 870-nucleotide messenger RNA. RefSeq lists its product as uncharacterized. The coding region runs from base 1 to 870 and encodes 289 amino acids. NCBI's taxonomy places the organism in Eukaryota, Fungi, Ascomycota, Sordariomycetes, Hypocreales, Nectriaceae. The record is from RefSeq and is a predicted model, not a curated record. The transcript has a single exon.